AUGGGCGCAUCUUUACUGACAAGAUGUAGAUACCAGAGCGAUGCUAUCUCAAGCAUCACCACGACGAUUGGCUACUUGUCGGCUCUAAUUUCAGUUCUAUCCCAGGCAUUAUUGCCUCGCGCGAAGUUCAUGAAGAUUAUGUUCUUCGAUUUACUUGCAACAUGUGUAUCUGCGUCUCUGUGCUGUCUCACGAUAUUAUGUGCUAUCAAAGCGAGGGAACACGGUCUACCUCCCAACGCCACUGAAAGCGAGCGCAAUGGCUUCAGCAGCAAUGCCUGCGCUGUCUCCGCGGUAUGGCUUAUUUUGAUUAUCUGGGUAUCCAACUACUUUCGGGCACUUAAGCCUCCAGAGUUGACAGACCCCAUGGUCGCGUUCUCGAUCUUUGCUGGUAUCACCAUUACACGUGCAGGCACUUUCACAACACUAACAGAAGGCCUUCAAUUCGUUGAAAAGCUGUUGAAAGGUUUCAUGAUCGGAUUUGCGAUUGCGACAGCUGUUUCCCUUUUUAUCUAUCCCGUUACCAGCAGAGGCAACGUGUUCCACGACAUCAGAGACUACGCGACGUCUAUUGACGAUGUCCUCGACUCGCAGAUAUCGUUCGCUGAAGGCGAUGCAAUGAAUGAGAUAUUCACAGGAAGAGGGUUUCUCCAUCGGACACGGACUGCAAUGAGCAGUCGGGAUGGUGGUCCAUCGGAGCGCGAUAAAAUGAUGGCCAAGCAGAACCGCCUGAAGGCUACCAUGGCCAAGCUCAACGGCCUACAUGCUAAACUACAUGCGGACCUUGUGUAUUCCAAGGAUGAGAUUGCAUGGGGUAAGUUGUCAGCAAAAGAUCUCAGCAAUAUCACGACUCUGCUUCGGACCCUUCUGCUUCCACUUGCGGGAAUGUCGAUGCUACCAGAGAUUUUGCAGUCAAUAGUGAAGAGCGAGGGCGUUCGUGAUGAUGACUUGGAUGAUCUCGACGAUGUCAACGAGGAAGCCUUGAAACAGUCUGAGAUCCGAAAGGUCGGGGAUACCCAUCUUUCACGGCUCGUUGACGCUUCUGUGCUCGUUAAAGUCGGACUGCAAUAUUUCUUGCUCAAAACGGAGCUCAUCAAGGCCAAGAAUCUGGAAAAGAAAAGGAAGGUGGAUAGCGAAGUCGCCGCUGGAGAUGAAGAGGCUAGGGGCGAAUCUCUAAGCCCUCUCCAAGCGGACUUUGUGACGCGAUUUGAACAGGAGCUCCACAGCUACUACUCUCGAAGGAAGUACUUACCCAAAGCAUUGGCAUCUCUUGAGGCAUUCUCGACCAAUGAGAAAGCUGCGGCUGGCUCUAGUGGAUCUGAAGCUCGAACCUUCGCUGUCGAUAAUGAUGUGCGACAGGAGUUCUUCCUUAUUCUGUACAUGGGGCAUCUGCAAGACACCCUGUUGAAUGCGACCCUGCAGCUGGUCAAAUUUGCCGAGAGUAAAGUUACCGACGGCACUAUGAAACGGGGUCGAUUAAUCUUCCCUAAACAAACAUCUUUACGGGAGUGGUUCUCGUUGAGUUCAAGUUCGGGCUCAGAGAAGAAGGGGAAGAAUGACACCAAGAGACAAUCAGAUACAAGACAGUCAUCCCAUGUGGAUCUUUCAGUAGAACAGCACAUUAAACCUUCCACGGGGUUACCUGAUCCGGAUCAUCUUCCACCUGAAAAUAUCUUUGAGAGGAGUAGCACAGUUCUCAGGACCAUCUCUCAUGUUCUCAAAUCUGAUCAGAGCAUCUUUGGAUUCCGUGUAGCUGCUGCUUCAUUCUGUAUUGCUAUUUUGGCUUUCCUUCAUCAAACACAAAACUUCUUCAUCGCACAACGAGGUAUCUGGGCCUUGAUCGUCGUCAUCAUUGGCAUGAACCCAACAAGUGGGCAGUCUCUGUUUGGCUUUGCGACACGUAUACUUGCCACGGUCUUUUCAAUGGUUCUCAGUCUUAUCGUUUGGUAUAUUGUCGACGGAAAGACGGCUGGUGUCAUCAUCUUCCUAUACAUCGGCAACGUUUUCGAGUAUUUUGGGGCAAGUGUCAUCUCCAUUGUUACCUUCAAUGUGAUCAUAGGCUACUCGCUACAAGUCCGCAAAAUUGGCGUGUACGAAGCGGAAUCCAAUGGCCAAGCCUACUACCCAAUCUACGUAUUCGGGCCAAUCAAACUCCUAUGUGUGGUCAUAGGUUGUGCGAUAUCCUUCUUCUGGGUGUUAUUCCCCUUCCCGAUAACCGCCAAGUUCAAGCUCCGCCAGCUCCUCGGCAGCAGCCUCUUUGUCCUAGCAAAAUUCUACAGCGCCAUGCACGCAACCAUCCAGCUCUGGCUUUCUAAUGACCUUGGUAGCACACAAGACCUGCAUUCACCAGCCUACCAACUCCAAACCUCCCGCCGCAAGAUCCUCAAGCAGGAAAUGAUGCUCCUCACCGCUCUUCGCAUGCACAGCCACUUCACGACAUUCGAGCCUCCCAUCGGCGGAAAAUUCCCAAAACAAAUAUAUGACAGUAUGAUCGGCGAAGUCCAACGAAGUCUGUGGAGUAUGUCACUGAUGGCACACACGACACAAAGCCUAGAAGGACUCUCGGCUGGAAAGGAGAAUGCAAGUCAAGAGACCGAAGACCAAGACCACUGGAAGGAGAAACUUGCAGACAUAGCAUUGAAAUCUGUGGAUUUCAACUCUCACAAAAUCACCUCACUACUCUGCCAUCUCUCAGCCGCGAUAGCAAACGGCCAGCCUUUACCUCCCUACCUUUCGACUCCGGACUCGUUCCCUCUCGCGCGGCAGAUGAAGAAAAUCGAUGAUGAGCUGUUGAACAUUCGACACGUUGCGGACCCUGAGUUCUCGGCUUUCGUCGCACUGGAGGUGUUGAGGUCUGUUAUUAGUUUCAGCUUGCAAGAUUUGUUAGAGUGA
Molecule: messenger RNA, 2889 nt
Organism: Penicillium taxi
Lineage: Eukaryota; Fungi; Ascomycota; Eurotiomycetes; Eurotiales; Aspergillaceae
Product: aromatic acid exporter family protein
Exons: 3
Coding region: 1-2889 (962 amino acids)
Source: RefSeq, a predicted model, not a curated record